CGAAAAUUUGUUGCGCGCCGCUAACAUGAGAGAGAAAAUAACGGGCAUUUGGGAUAUCAGUGAUACUCUGCUGUGCCGGUUAUUGCAAUGAACGGAAACACUGUCCAGCGAGGGACUUCUGUAGCUUCUGUUAGGCAGCCUCAGAGCUGGAAAGAGUUUUGUGAGUUUCAUGCCCUCGCUACAGCUCAGGAUCUGGCUAAGCAUUACCGCCAUUUUGCUAAAGAACGGCGGCAGCAGGAUGUGGUGUCCGCAGACAGCUUCUCCAAGCAGUUCAGCGAUCUGUUUGAGCAGUACUUCUGCAGCGAACUGGCGAGAACGGACCCACCUCCUCCACUGCCCCCGCCCAUGAGAGGGCGCUGGAGAGCUAUGUCUUUUUCAGGGGUGCAGGAGUAUCGGUACAUGGAGCGGCAGGGCCCGCGGACCCUGAUCACCCUACUGGCCUCAAAGGCGGACCCUUUGGUCGCCAGGGCACCUCAGAGGCAAGAACUACCGGUGCAGUGCUCCGCUUCUGAGACCACGUGCCCAAUCCGACCAUUGUUCAGUAGCUGCAGUCAGGAGGAUGUGUCAGCUGACAGAGGAGGCACAUGGGGCCAUCCUGAUGCUGACUGGAGCACCCACCCCUCUCCCCUCUACCCUGCCUCCCCGCCAAGGGCUCCCGGCAACGUCACACACUUCUCUGUUGCACAAAUCCGCCGCAGUGUCUGCGGCCUCCUCAAGAAGCGUCUGCAGGGAUCCGGACAGCCUACUGGUAGGGGCAGCCUGAAGGAGAGAGGGGGCACACCAGGGACUGUGCAGCAAGUGCCCCUCCCCUCCCCGAGCCACCCAGGCCUGCCACCCCCAAACGUUCCGGCGGCAAGCCGCUGGAUGGACCGGCUGGCCUGCAGGUUCGGUCUGCAGAGUCCCCCGGAGUGGGCGGAGACAAGGGACAGCUGCAAGGAGGGCCUUUUGAACUACCUUGUGGUGCAUGACGCCAUCUCGGAAACACGUGCUGACUGGCAACGCUGCAAACUGCUGCUGUGGAGAGCAGGGGGAGGCCCCGGGGGAGAGGCCUACCAGCUGCAACUCUUUGAUCCACCCAAGGGCUUCAGCCCCAAGCUGACUGCACGAUGCUCUGACAUCUCAGAGAUUCGCCGCUGCAACCGCCUGGAGAUGCCCGACAACAUAUACACAUUUGUUUUAAAGGUUAAUCACUACCCUGGCAGUUUUAUAUUUGAGACUGAUAAUGACCAGCAAGUGAGCUCCUGGACAACAGAAAUCAACGAUUGUAUCAACACUGGGUCUGACAGCGUGGAUGUUGAGCUGCUGACCUCUCCACCCUUGGUCUCCAUGAGGAGGGGACGCUCAGAGUCCAUUGGCCCAGGGUCUCUGCGCCCCGCCACGUCGGAGCAGACUUUCCACAGGGCAGAUCACCUCCUGUCCUCAUACCCUUGGUUCCACGGGGCCAUCUCGCGGGUGAAGGCGGCCCAGCUGGUGCAGGGCUCGGGUGCGGAAGGGCAUGGUGCGUUCCUGGUGCGGCAAAGCGAAACGCGGCGAGGAGACUACGUGCUCACCUUCAACUUCCAGGGGCAGGCCAAGCACCUGCGUCUCACCCUGACGGAGUGGGGGCAGUGUCGGGUGCAGCACCUCCACUUCUCCUCCGUCAUGGACAUGCUCAGCCACUAUCGACUCCACCCCAUCCCGCUGGAGUGCGCCUCCACCUGCAACGUCACCCUCUCCAGCUUCGUGGCAGUUAACUCCGCCUCGCCUGAUGAGGAUCAGACUGCAGUCAGCUCUGCCGCAGUCCUAGUGCCCUUCUCACUGCACCGCUGGAGCUCUGAGCCCAGCCUGGCCCAAUGCAGUCCGGCCCAGUUCCCCCGCCAUGGCCCUCACCCCCGUCCAGGGGCACCCUCCCACCCGGACCACCCUGCCGAGGCCCUGCGGAGGAGCGCUUCUGUGGGGCGGCGCCCACUGCAGCUGCACCCCAACCUCCUCCCUCCGCGUCCGGACUCCUCCAACUACGAGCUGGAGCCCUCCGAAAGAGGCCGCAAGAGAGCCAUCGACAACCAGUACAUGAUCCUCUGA
Messenger RNA from Megalops cyprinoides (Indo-Pacific tarpon), 2061 nucleotides. Its product is annotated as SH2B adapter protein 3-like. Gene Ontology annotation, cellular component: plasma membrane. The record is from RefSeq and is a predicted model, not a curated record. Bases 88 to 2061 code for a protein of 657 amino acids. Lineage: Eukaryota; Metazoa; Chordata; Actinopteri; Elopiformes; Megalopidae. Gene Ontology annotation, molecular function: transmembrane receptor protein tyrosine kinase adaptor activity. The transcript is spliced from 8 exons. Gene Ontology annotation, biological process: intracellular signal transduction.